AUUGUGUUGACUUUAUAGCCGAACGGUUGCAUCGCGCUGAUUGUGUCUUUUUUAUUUUUAAAUUAAUAAAAUACUUUUUUCGCGUCCGAUUGUUACAACAAAAAAAAAACAUUGAAUAAUUUUAUCGUUUGUUUUCGUCUCUCUUAAAAUUAUAAUAUUUUAUUGAUUGUGUGGAUGUCAAAAAGAUAUUAUUGAAUUGAUACUUUUGAUUAUUGAUACCCGUUUUAAAAUCAUUAAAUAAAAAUAAAACAAAACAAAAGAAAAUAUUCAAAAGUGUUUAAAUACCAAUUUAUAUAAAAUAAAAAAAAUAAAAUAUAAAUUCAAAGUGCAAGUAAAGUGAUCUGGAAUAAUAAUAAAUUACAGUAAAACCCAACUUAAAGAAAAGAGUUAAUUUAUUCUUAAGUUAACUUUUAUAAUAUUUCUUUUUUUUUAAUUUUUAAAUUGAAAACCUGUAAUUGUGCUUUUGUAUAUAUCGAAAGAAUUACCAUGAUGUCGGCCUUAAAGGCCAACAAAACAAACAAGAACCCCAGCCAAAGUCAAAGUUUGAAUGAGUGCAAUCGCCGUCGCUGCCCUCGUCGUCUUGGCAGUUGUCCACCAAUUCCACCAACAACAUCGGUAGCUGUGUUGCAUUCGAUUGGAUUGCAAAAACUUACAAAAACUACAUCACCGACAUCAGCUAUUUCUCCUGCUGCUGGAAUUAUUGGAGUUUGCAGCGGUAUAAAUAACAGCAGCAGUAAAUUCUCCAUUGAGAACCCAACGUCAGCCUACGUGCAACACCAGAGUCACUUAGGGAACAGGUUACGAACAACGACUUCAACACUUACGGUUUACUUGCUGAUUUUCGUAGUUUUGUAUGGAUUUACAAAUUUUGGCGUGCAAUGCGGUACGGGGGCGGUCAGACCGGGCACUGGCAAUCCAUCGCCACGUCUACCGCGCACCAGCGCCAGUCAGCUCAAUAAUGGAACUGGAUAUAAAUUUGGCACGAAAGCUUCCAAUCAAACAAGAAAUGGAAAUUUACGAACAAGGCUUACUGAUGUACCAAUACAGGAGCAACAACUUCUUAACAUUUUCGAAGUUAUAAUCUCAACACUCGAGGGUAAACUCAAGCGAAUUGAUAACCUUGACAAAGCAGUGGAGCAUCUUAUGCGACGCGUUGAAGCACUCGACAAUCGUGUAGGUGACAAUAUAGUUAAAACCGAUUCAGUGAUCACGAAAUUACGUAACAUCGACACAAAGAUCUCCUAUGAUUUCCAAAUUACCACACUCCCAACAGCAUCAUCACUCGACUCAGAUACAGAUCAAGAUUCCGAUUCCGUUGGAGCAACAACUAGAGCGCGAAAUCCCCGAACUUCAACAAAUCUUGACAGCCGACUGGUGCAGCUUGAUCAAAAGGUAAGCGAUAUCGAUUCGAAGCUGGAGGGUCUGAAGAAUCAAAUCGACAAUAACUUCCUCCAAGUGGACGAUAUCAAUGCCGAGGCAAGUGAGAAGAAACCAAUCAGUAUGAAUGUAAUUGAGAUAACUAAAGCAAUGAAUGCCGAAGUAAUGAACCAUGUGACAUUGGAGUUGGGACAAUUGCGCGGCACAACUGACAACAUCGAUAAGAAACUACAAUUCCACAUAAACAUCGUGUCGGAGAAUGUCGGCCGGAUGUUGCGCAUGGUUAGUGAUAUUCAUGAAGCAGUUGUCGAUCAUAAUGAACAGUUAAAUGCAUUGAAUGCAACUACAACUGCCUUGCCAUUGAUCAAGUCUAGCAAGAUCGAUGCUCUGGUGAAGCAGAUCCGACCGAUGGUGUCGGUGUCGGAGAAAAUGGACGAGGUGUGGGAUGUUGUUGUUGGGACGAAGAGCUCCGUUGAUCAUUUGUUGCCGAAAUCAGACGAAUUAUUGACGCAGACACAGCGACAGGAAAGGGCGAUCAGUGACAUCCAUAAUGAUCUUAAGACUAAGACCAAUUUGAUCAUCAAUAAUUUGGACAUGGUCGAGAAGAGAUUGAAGAAGCAGGAGGAUGAUGUGUCGUUGUUGGCGCAGAGGCCAGUUCCACCGGAAUUACUCAUGGAUCCAACUAUCGAUAGACUGGUGGAAUAUGAUCCAAAUAGGUAUUCGGUAAUUGAAGAAUUCACUGAACCCAUUCCGACUACACCGAUUGUGGCAUCAUCGACUAGCACUACUCCUGUUACAACGACCACAACAACAAUCUCGAAUCCUAGUACAACGACUAUUGCCUUCCAAAACCAGACGUCAUCGAAGCCCCUUUCUCGAAAGGGAGGCAUUAUAUUCCCCAGUGUGAAGAACAAACCGUCGGUGGUUAAUUCAACAUUCUCAACGGAUAUUCUUACUCUGAAGGAUGUCAAAGGCUUUUCAUGUGUGGAUCUCUUAAACGUAGGUAUGCGUCAAUCAGGAGUAUUCUAUUUACAAAUUCGUGGGACAACAUAUUGGUUUUUGAAAGUAUUUUGCGAGCAAGAAAUAGCUGAUGGUGGCUGGACGGUUAUUCAACGUCGUGAUGACUUUGGCGAGCCACGAGAAAACUUCAAUCGGGAUUGGGCCGAUUACAAGAAUGGUUUCGGUGAUCCAGCGAAGGAAUUUUGGUUAGGAAACGAAAAUAUCUACAUGUUGACCAAUAACGAAGAUUAUGCUUUACGUGUUGAACUUGAAGAUUUUGAAGGAAAUAAAAGAUACGCUCAAUAUUCCCACUUUAAAAUACAUUCUGAAGCUGAUUACUACAAGCUUGAGAUUGACGGUUAUGAAGGAAAUGCUGGCGACUCCUUAAACGAUCCCUGGUAUGGCUCAAACAAUAGUCCAUUCUCCACUUACAACAGAGACAACGAUCGAAGCUCUCUCAACUGUGCCAGUAUGCUAAAGGGUGGCUGGUGGUGGAAGUCAUGCGGUCGUGGUCUUAACGGUCUCUAUUUGCAUGACCCUCAAGAUCUAACUGCACGACAAGGUAUUGUAUGGUUCCGUUGGCGUGGAUGGGACUACACCCUAAAGAAGGCGACCAUGAUGAUCAGGCCCCGUGCUCCGCAGCCUAUGAGUACGGUGACGACGUCAUAAGCUUUCAAUCGUUCAUUUAUUUAUUUGUAAAGGAAAAUUUACAAAAAUCAAAAAUCUAGAAGUAUUUUUUCGAAUAUCGAAGCAAUUCACUUAGGGAAAAAAUCAUCACAUCGAUUAUGACAUUUAAGAACAAAAUAGUAUCGAAAUUUCAUUGAGUAUGAAAAUUAUGAAUGGCGAUUCUAGACCUGUUUGAUAUUUUUGUUUUCAUUUUGGAAUAGUAGAUGAAAUUUUUAUUUUAGCCAAUCACAGUUAAUCCGAAAUAGUUUCUUUUGUUAUUAACUUAUUUCUUAAAAAAAAAAAAAAAAAACAAAAAUGCACAUUAACUUUUAAGUUUUAGAAAAUUAUAUUUAUAGGAAAAAAAUUUAAACAAUUUUUUGUAUAUUUUGCAUAUUGGCCGGAUCUGUGACAAUAUUAAGAACUUUAUUAUGUUCGCCUUGAGACAUAUUUAACACAUCAUCAAGCAAAUGUAGGAGAUUACUUUCAAUUUUUUCGUUUUUUUUUGUAAUUAUUGAACAUACAGUGUAAAUCCGCUUUGAGGCUCCUGUUGUAACUAUUCCUAUGAAAUACGUAAACCUUAUUUAAUAAUUUAAUUGAAAUCUUUUUUUAUAAAACACACAUUUAUAUUAUUGCUCUCUCUCUCUCUUUCUUGGAAAUGAAGACAAACAAAAUCUUAUAAUUUGCUAAAUUCGAAUUUUGCACCGCGAAAUUUGAUUUUUUUUUGUAAUAUUUAGAUAAUUUUUAUUUCUCAUUCAUUAUAAAUUAUUUUCAUCAUAAAUUCACCGCAUAAAUAUCACACAAUGUUCAUUCAACGAAAAUUUUAAAGAAAAUGUAAGCAACUGUCAAAAAAAGUGAAAUUUUUCAUGAGUUAAUUUCACACACUCCAAACCACACACAAACACAUACACACACGCGCGCGCGCACGCACACACACAUGAAACGUCAUGUUCAAACUUUGUAAAUAUUCGUUUUGUUGUAAAGAAUUUAUUUUAUUAUUUUUUUGUUUUUUUCUUUUUUAUAUAUAAAAGGAUGGAAAAUGAGAAAAUUGUACAGUGUUCUGUUUUGUAUUAUUUUAAAUAUUUCAUUUAAGAAUAAAAUAAAUACAUAUAAGUUUAUACAAAAAAU
Messenger RNA from Eupeodes corollae, 4167 nucleotides. Its product is annotated as tenascin. Bases 487 to 3045 code for a protein of 852 amino acids. The transcript has 9 exons. Lineage: Eukaryota; Metazoa; Arthropoda; Insecta; Diptera; Syrphidae. The record is from RefSeq and is a predicted model, not a curated record.